Molecule: messenger RNA, 434 nt
Organism: Aspergillus neoniger CBS 115656
Lineage: Eukaryota; Fungi; Ascomycota; Eurotiomycetes; Eurotiales; Aspergillaceae
Exons: 1
Coding region: 117-383 (88 amino acids)
Source: RefSeq, a predicted model, not a curated record
GCCCCAGUAACGGGCCAGAAGCCGCGGGGGAAAUUGGUAGGCGGUGGUGCUAGUGUGCACCAGAAACUUGGAUUUAGAGGCACUUCCAGCCCGGGAACGAUGGGGGUUGGCUGUGAAUGGGGGACAACACCUCGGCUAGAUCGCGGGCGGGGAAGAACGCAGCGUUCACAGAGGUCGCAAAGGUAUCACCGAAGAAGAAACAGAAGCUGAAGAAUGGAAUCCCCGGGCCAAAGACGGGCUUUCAAAGAAAAGAAACAGCAGGGGAAGAGAAAGAAGACAAGAAGAGAGAGAGAGAGAAAGCGAAAGGGCCGGAGACGGAGUGGAGACGUGGAGGGAAAGUUGGAAUGGCACAGCCUGGGCUUAGUCACGCAGCCCGGGCAUGAUACAUCAUACGCCUCCAUACCGGGUAUAGUACGGUCACUAGUUAGUUUUUC